Cottoperca gobio is the source of this 3180-nucleotide messenger RNA. Its product is annotated as apoptosis regulator BAX. Gene Ontology annotation, cellular component: mitochondrial outer membrane. Lineage: Eukaryota; Metazoa; Chordata; Actinopteri; Perciformes; Bovichtidae. Gene Ontology annotation, biological process: release of cytochrome c from mitochondria; extrinsic apoptotic signaling pathway in absence of ligand; intrinsic apoptotic signaling pathway in response to DNA damage. The transcript is spliced from 6 exons. The record is from RefSeq and is a predicted model, not a curated record. Bases 238 to 855 code for a protein of 205 amino acids. Gene Ontology annotation, molecular function: channel activity; BH domain binding.
UAAUACUGCAAUGCACAAAGUGGAAAUACCACGGGGAAAACCAGGCGCGCCAUCCGGCGGUCACUGCGCGCUUCAGUGUCACUUCCUUGUUCUUCUGUGGAAGGAGAAAACUUUUCACGAAAGGGACACGUCCGGACUUUCGUGAUAUUUUUCUGCCAAGCCUAAGGUUUUAACCAACCAUCUAAUUCCUCAUUCAUCGCUCCCAGUUCGUUCCGAGCUGAAAAAAAGUUAGAAGUUAUGGCUGACAGCCGGGAAGAGGGGAAAGAAGACGCCGAGCAGGAGCCUCGGGGUGCCGUGGGUGGGGAAGAUGUCAUUGAUGAUCCCAUCAUGGAGACGGGAGCAGUGGUGCUCAGAGGGUAUGUGAUUGAACGUAUAAACACGGAGGAGCCCAGUCGACACGUGUCCUCUGAGAAUCUUGGAGGAAGGAUGAAUGAGCAGCAGGAUCCCAAUAUCAAAGAGGUGGUGAAGCACCUGCUCAAGAUUGCAGAUGACUUCAACAGGAAUGCUGAGUUCCAACGACUGGUCAACCAGGUUCAGGCCGACUGUGCCCGGCACACCUUGAUGCAGGUGGCCCAGCGCAUCUUUGCUGACGGCAUCAACUGGGGUCGAGUGGUGGCUCUCUUCCAUCUGGCCUACAGACUCAUACACAAGGCACUGACCACCAACCAUCUAGAGAACAUUAGAACAAUCAUCAGCUGGGUCCUCCAGGUCAUCAGAGAGUAUCUCUACUCGUGGAUCGUACAGCAGGGAGGCUGGGAGGGGGUGAUUCAAGGCUUUUCUCAGUGGAGGAGAGUAGCCAUAGUAGCAUCAGUAGCAUUGGUGGCAGCUAUUGUUUACUACAGGAAGACGCGCUGAGAGCUGAAGACCUCACAACCAGGGCUGCAGACCCAUCUCCUGGAUAAACGCAGCUUGUUAAUAAAGACAAUUUCUGGACAUUAAUUACAACCACUCUUCGACCUCCAUCUCAUUAACGAGUGGAGGUCAAAAACUCGGAACAAAUAAAGGACUUGAAGGCUAACAGAAGAUGAUGGAUGUUUAUGAACGUGGGACGUAGCUGUAGAUGUCUACCAACAGACCAGAGGAGCCGACUCCACCUGAACCACAUGGGUUCUGGAUGAGUCCCAACGUCAAUUACUCCAGGUCUUGGGUCGAAGCUAAAUUCGGACUGGACCUGAGAGGACAUAAAAAGACCUGAAACAAAGGAAAGUGCUCCACACCAUCGACAAGCAAAUUUGGGUGAACCACUUUUUCUGGACAUAUCUGGUAGGUAAUCAGAGACUCGGGCCCUUUUCAGAUCAGAUACCAAUGUUCAGUCUUGGGAAGACCUCGACUCGUGGUACGGCUCUGCUCGACUUACUUUUGGUACCGGGCGCUUUUCUCUAUUUAGUUUUUCACUGCGGGUAGUGUAGUGUCAGUGUAGGUGGGAAUCUCAGCUGUUCGCCGGAGCGGCGCCACAGGAGACUGUCGUGACCUCAUGUUCAACGGGACACUCGCUGAAUCCUCUCAUCGUCAACCAAACAGAAGAACGUCUGCACUCAAUUGUACGACGUAGUUUUGCGUGCUGCCAUUUAAAAAAAAAAAAAAAAAAAAGUUUUAAUAAAAAUCUGGGUCAUGUGAAUUUAACAAAAAGAAGCGAUCACUACUGACCGUAUGUCCAGUGUGGCUCUAGUGAUGAUUCUCUCUGAACGACCAGUGGUCUGCUGUGUAUUAACUCCACCUUAUCGUAUCGGCUCAGCUCACUUGGACUGAGGCGGUACUAAAUACUGUACAUGUACUAUCCACAACUUUUGCUAAUGUUAAACCAAAACACAAGUCGAGCCGUGCCGUGCCGUGCAGCAUUACCUUUCUCAAUAGAACUCAAAAGAGUUGCAAAGUGGAAGAAUACGCUGAUUUUAAGAAGUAAAAUAUUUCCCCCUUUUUUAAAAAUAUUUAUUUUAAUGUCCUCCACAUGUAAACACAGGAACGUUCUGGCUAAUGUAAAGAUACCAGAGGUUUAUUUUGAUGGCCGUCGGUUUUAUUUUUCCGCCUCUAAGAAAUCAUGUUGUGCUCAUCCUUUGGUGGAUGAGCACCAUUUGGCGUGUUGUAGCACAAAAAGCACUGGGGGCAUUAAUAACAUUAACAACGGCUGCAUGCCAUUUCGUUUCGCCUGUUCCAGGGUCCUUGCACUGUGUGACAUUGUUAAUGUAAUUAGUUCUGCAGUUUUCCAAGUCGGAAGUGUCUGCGCAGGAAAAACAUCUGUUGCCAACAAAACAGGGCUGAAUCUUAACUUUCAGCUCGGUUACUGGACAUUUCUUACCGAAAGGAUUCUUUGAGUUGUUGACUUAACUCCUUAAGUUUUUAAUGUACCUUUAGUUUACCUUUUCAACAAUUUAUAAAUAUAUUUAAAAAACCCCCGAAUAUUUCCUAGUUGAUGAACGUUUAUACUGAUAAUUCAUCCAGAGAGUUUGAUGUCUAUUAUUUAACCAUCUAAUGUUGUCUAUGCAGAAAGUGAAUGGGACUUAAACGUGCAGGAGUGUGGCCUCUGGUAGAGUCCUCCCAACACAUGGCUGUAUAGGUGUGAGACUCUGCAGUGCUGGUGUUGAGUCCCAUCUCUUGGCUGACCAUCGCUGCACUGAACUGCACACGGGCUCAUGUAUCCAGCUGAAUGAUGCGAGGACAAAAGCCCUGACGUAGCAUUUACAGACGUGUAAUUCUCUGUACCAGCAGUGUUAAGAAGCUUUAUCUUUCACAACAAGAGAGGCCAAGGCAACAGGACUAACCUCAGUAAUGAUAUGUAUUUAGAUUCUUAAAGGUAAACCUGAGGAGAAGGACCAGACUUUAAUCGUACAUAAAGAAAAUAUUCUCCACAGUUCUCCAGGAAAACUGGUGUAUAGAUAAAUAAGUGAUUAUUUGAACUAAUGCUUUUUGGUUAUUGCUGUGUAAGGAUAACAUGAUAUUAUGGAUGAUUUAUAUGGGAACAGUUUGUGUCUAAUAGCACAGCUAGGUGCUAUUAUCUCGUGCCAUGAGAUCUUUUAUCAGGGACUUUUGCUACCAAAUUCAUCGUGCACUUUUGAGAGGGAUACUAUUUAUCUGCUGUGCUAUGGUGUUCUUUAAAAUGUGAACUGAUGAAUAUUUUAUUGUUAGAAAAAUGAUUUGAUUGGACAUUUCUGUGAAUAAAUAAAAAAUGUGUUAUUCCACUCA